Molecule: messenger RNA, 1317 nt
Organism: Mesitornis unicolor (brown roatelo)
Lineage: Eukaryota; Metazoa; Chordata; Aves; Mesitornithiformes; Mesitornithidae
Product: elongator complex protein 1-like
Biological process (GO): tRNA wobble base 5-methoxycarbonylmethyl-2-thiouridinylation
Cellular component (GO): elongator holoenzyme complex; cytosol
Molecular function (GO): protein binding; tRNA binding
Source: RefSeq, a predicted model, not a curated record
GUGACAAGAGAAGUUUCCUUGACUGCAGAAGGUUACAUGCCUAAGGAUGGAAGUGGCUGCAUUGUGAGUAUCGAAGAUCUUCCAGAGCAGGAGUGCGUGUGUGUUGCUACAGCAGCUGGAGACAUCCUACUGUGCAAUCUCAGCACAAAGCAGGUGGAAUGUGUAGGAAGUGUGGACAGCGGUCUGAGUACCAUGAGAUGGAGUCCUGACCAAGAGCUUGUUUUGCUUGCAACAGGUCAGCAAACACUCAUCAUGAUGACAAGGGAUUUUGAACCAAUUACUGAGAAUCAAAUCCACCAAGAUGAGUUUGGGGAAGGAAAGUUUGUUGCUCUUGGCUGGGGUAAAAAGGAGACACAGUUUCAUGGAUCAGAGGGAAAACAGGCAGCGCAUCACAAACAGACGGAAGUCUCACCUACUUCACCCUGGGAUGAUGGCAAGCCUCGAGUGACAUGGAGAGGAGAUGGGCAGUUUGUUGCAGUGAGUGCUGUCUGUCCAGAGACAGGUGUUCGGAAGGUCCGAGUAUGGAACAGAGAGCUUGUGCUGCAGUCAACAAGUGAGCUUAUCUCAGGAUUAGAACAAGCACUGUCGUGGAAGCCCUCUGGAAACCUCAUAGCAUCCACACAAGAAAAACCCAACAGAUACGAUGUGAUUUUCUUGGAGAAGAAUGGACUUCUUCAUGGGGAGUUCACCCUCCCGUUCCAGAAAGGGCAAGUCAAAGUUAAUGAACUGCUGUGGAAUGCAGAUUCUACAAUCCUGGCUAUAUGGCUGGAAGAUCAGAAGGCAGAGAAUUCCAACCCAAACAGUUACGUUCAGCUAUGGACCACAGGGAACUAUCACUGGUACCUGAAGCAAAGUCUACAUUUUGGUAGCUUGAAGGAAAAUCAGUUGGUGUCAUUGCUGUGGGACCAAGAGAGCCCGUAUAGACUGCAUGUACUCUGCAAGGGUUGGCAUUACCUCUCCUAUGACUGGCAUUGGACCACAGACCGUGGGAUGGGAGAGAAUAGCCAGCAUGUGGCAAAUGUGGCUGUCAUAGAUGGAGAUAAAGUGCUUGUCACAGCGUUCCAGCAUGCUGUGGUGCCUCCACCCAUGUGUACCUAUGAGCUCCAGCUCCAACAGGCAGUUAAUCAGGUUGCAUUUCACACACAUCCCAAACAUAGUGGAGACAUGGCUGUCCUAGAUGCUGAUAACAAGAUCACCGUGUACAGAUACAGACAGAGCACAAUGAACGACCCCACUGUCAGGUUUGGAGCUGUGGGUGGAUUUAAUGGAUUUAAAGCAGCUGUGGAAACACCAUACCUGGAUAAAAAGUACAGGUAA